Messenger RNA from Letharia columbiana, 396 nucleotides. RefSeq lists its product as uncharacterized. The transcript is spliced from 2 exons. The record is from RefSeq and is a predicted model, not a curated record. The coding region runs from base 1 to 396 and encodes 131 amino acids. Lineage: Eukaryota; Fungi; Ascomycota; Lecanoromycetes; Lecanorales; Parmeliaceae.
AUGAUACCCGGCGACACGGAUCCAAAGACAGCCGCUCUCAUCUCAAACUUCGCAGCUACGCGUGGUAUAUCUUUUCAGGACGAAGGGUUGGUAAACUAUUUCGCUACAAUUGCACUCGACCUGGACAGCCGUGCGCAACAUAUGGAGCGAGGCGGUACGCUAACCUUUUGGGAUGAUGUGGGUACGGAUUCCGAGAUCAGUGACAUGAGCUAUGAGUGCGACGGGAGCCUCGGAGCUCCUUCCGUCGCUGAUUGCGAUCAGUUGGAAUGGCAGGGCUUGGGGAGUGCAGGCCAGAACGUCGUCCUGCAUCCGGGGACGACGAAGUUCUUUUCUUCGAUCAUAUCCUCCCCCGUCUCCGUGGACCCUAACCCGGGCCCAGCUCACCGCAGCCUUUGA